GCUCUGGGUUGUGGGAGUUGGGGAGCUGCUCCGGCUUCGGCGCGGAGGGGCGGCGGCCGGGGAGGCGGCGGCGGCGGCAGGUGAGAGGCCGGGGUCGGGCGGCCGGGCGGCGCGAGGUCCUAGACCCAGGACGACGCUGAGCCAGGCGUCCAGCUUCUGUGGCUCAGUUUACCCAGCUCUGAGAGUCUUGCCCCGAGGGAUCGGCGACCUCAAUCUGACAGUCGUGAUUUUGAGCUUGACAAGCAAGGGGAUUCCCCGCUCUGAGCCUCAGUUUUUCUAAGAAAUGGGGAUCACGAUAGUACUUAGCUCAUAGUACACCUGAAUCUUAGCGUAAGGUAAUCUACGUAAAGCCUUAAGCGGAGGAUAAUUUUGCGUUAUGUAUAAAAGUGUAAAUUGCACACACCUAUAGACCCUGCAAGCUCCUUUCUAGGACUCUGUCCUGCAGAAAUACUCAUUUAAGUGUGCAAAACGAGGCGUACUGGGUGUUUUCUGCAGCCUUGUUUAUAAUUGUGACACAUUGGAAACAGCCUAAAUGUCCAGCAAAGAGUUCUUUCUGCUCCAUGAUUUCAUGUAAUUUCUACCUUUAAUAGUAGUAGUUGUAAAAGCUGAAACGAAGAACAGAGCCAGUAAUAAGUAGCUCUCAGUAAUUGAAUGAUUAGUAGGUGCCAGACACCGCCAAGUGUUUCCCUUGCGUUAAUUUAACCUUCCUAACAUCCACCGAGGUAGGUACGGUUAUUUUCUCUCCAUAUAACGUGUGGGGAAACCGAGGUUCUUAGCCAUUUAAGUGAGUUAACUAAGAUGACAUCACUGGGGAGUGGAAGAGCUGGCAUUUGAACCCAGAUCUGUUGGAUGUGUCCAGUUGACUCCUGCAUUGCCUUUCUGGAUUCCCAGGAGCCAUGUUGUCAGAAGUCCUACUGGUGUCUGCUCCGGGGAAAGUCAUCCUUCAUGGAGAACAUGCCGUGGUACAUGGCAAGGUAGCACUGGCUGUAUCCUUGAACUUGAGAACAUUCCUCCGGCUUCAACCCCACAGCAAUGGGAAAGUGGACCUCAGCUUACCCAACAUUGGUAUCAAGCGGGCCUGGGAUGUGGCCAGGCUUCAGUCACUGGACACAAGCUUUCUGGAGCAAGGUGAUGUCACAACACCCACCUCAGAGCAAGUGGAGAAGCUAAAGGAGGUUGCAGGCUUGCCUGACGACUGUGCUGUCACCGAGCGCCUGGCUGUGCUGGCCUUUCUUUACUUAUACCUGUCCAUCUGCCGGAAGCAGAGGGCCCUGCCGAGCCUGGAUAUCGUAGUGUGGUCGGAGCUGCCCCCCGGGGCGGGCUUGGGCUCCAGCGCCGCCUACUCGGUGUGUCUGGCAGCAGCCCUCCUGACUGUGUGCGAGGAGAUCCCAAACCCGCUGAAGGACGGGGAUUGCGUCAACAGGUGGACCAAGGAGGAUUUGGAGCUAAUUAACAAGUGGGCCUUCCAAGGGGAGAGAAUGAUUCACGGGAACCCCUCCGGAGUGGACAAUGCUGUCAGCACCUGGGGAGGAGCCCUCCGAUACCAUCAAGGGAAGAUUUCAUCCUUAAAGAGGUCGCCAGCUCUCCAGAUCCUGCUGACCAACACCAAAGUCCCUCGCAAUACCAGGGCCCUUGUGGCUGGCGUCAGAAACAGGCUGCUCAAGUUCCCAGAGAUCGUGGCCCCCCUCCUGACCUCAAUAGAUGCCAUCUCCCUGGAGUGUGAGCGCGUGCUGGGAGAGAUGGGGGAAGCCCCAGCCCCGGAGCAGUACCUCGUGCUGGAAGAGCUCAUUGACAUGAACCAGCACCAUCUGAAUGCCCUCGGCGUGGGCCACGCCUCUCUGGACCAGCUCUGCCAGGUGACCAGGGCCCGCGGACUUCACAGCAAGCUGACUGGCGCAGGCGGUGGUGGCUGUGGCAUCACACUCCUCAAGCCAGGGCUGGAGCAGCCAGAAGUGGAGGCCACGAAGCAGGCCCUGACCAGCUGUGGCUUUGACUGCUUGGAAACCAGCAUCGGUGCCCCCGGCGUCUCCAUCCACUCAGCCACCUCCCUGGACAGCCGAGUCCAGCAAGCCCUGGAUGGCCUCUGAGAGGAGCCCACGACACUGCAGCCCCACCCAGAUGCCCCUUUCUGGAUUAUUCUGGGGGCUGCAGUUCGACUCUGUGCUGGCCAGCGAGCGCCCAGCUCCUGACACUGCUGGAGAGGCCCCAGCCGCUUGGCGAUGCCAGCCAAGCUCUGCAGUCCCAGCGGUGGGACCUAGGGAGGCAUGGUCUGCCCUCUGCAUCCUCUGGAGCCAGCCGAGCAGGAGGCCUAGGAGGGUCCUCUGAGACUCCAGACCUGAGGCGAGAAGGGCUGCUUCCCUGAAGCUCCCACAGUCCCAUCUGCUUCAGGCCCCCGCCUUGGCCUGUGUUCUUCCUGGCCGCCUGGGUCCAAUGCUCAGGUGCUGGGGCCUGGUUCCCGGAGAAGUGUGCCUUCUCUCUCCCUUUUCAGGGACCGCCCCCUGUCUCUCAGGGCCAGGCCUCUCCCUCCUCCAGGAAGCCUUCCCCUACCCCUUGUCGCCCCUCCCUCCCAGAGCACCUGCUGUCUGGGUGGCUCACUCAGCACUUGGUGUGGCCUUCCCUUCUACCUAGCGGGAUGGGGCUCCCCCAGGGGCUGUCCCGGAGGCGGUGGGCCUGGUUAAAUAAGGCAGGGUUUAUAUGCACUUUCUUCCGAUCUGUACCUGAGAGGUUUGUGGAAAAGAUGGCAAAUGGGGAAUAAAAAGAUUUUGUGUCAACAGUAGAGACUCCAGGCCACCAGCACCUCCCUCUGUCCCUGUCCCCUCUCCAGCUGUUUCCUCCAUGGAGCUCUUCAGCAAUGGAGGGAAAUAGGGUUUGGGGUCACUUUGUUGUGCGUCUUGGGGAUGAGGUGGCUUUUCCCAGAUGGCCCUUGCUGGAGAGGGACUGGGACACGGCUCUCAGUCCAUCAGCACAACUCUAGGCUGCUGCUGCGGAGGGAGAAGUUGAGCUUCCUAGCUCCAGAAUCACAAGCACCCACGAGAGCACAGACCUGUGUAAGACAGGAAAGCAGAACCUGCCAUCGCUCCUGGGGCGCGCCUUCCUUUCUGAAAUGAACUGGCUGGAUGGAGAAAACAGACUCAAAUGUUCUGGCCCGGGUGCCUGGCACUCCCCACCCCCGCCCCCCACCGGCCCUAUUUGAACUUUAUAUUGCAGUCAGCUUGGUGCUUUCCGAAAUGCCAUUAGCCAUCAGGAAACCCUUGUAGUUGGUGCCUUGCCAGCCAGAACCUCUGGGACCCACGGACCUGCAAAGAGGCCGAGUGGAAAGGUGGGGGCCGGCGCAGGGAUUUCAGGAUGAGGUGAAAGCGAUUCAGUGCGCGUCUGCCCUUGGCCACUAGGGGGCAGCUGGCGGCCUUCCCUGCUGUUGUCUUCCUGCAGGGUGAGAGGAGCAGGAGCCGAGCUCCACCCCCACGCCAGCCUUGGGCCCGGCCUGGGAUCACUGCUGGGAACGUGAGAGUGAAGGGAGGACGCCUACCCCAGCUUAACUUGUAGAAAUGGCCCCAGAUCACUGAUGGCUGUUCCCUGCCCCUUCCCUUCAAAACACAACGCAUAAAGCAGUAAUACUAAUUAAUACUGAACGCUCA
Messenger RNA from Homo sapiens (human), 3635 nucleotides. It is a transcript of the gene MVK, whose product is annotated as mevalonate kinase. Bases 897 to 2087 code for a protein of 396 amino acids. Gene Ontology annotation, molecular function: ATP binding; mevalonate kinase activity. The transcript has 11 exons. Gene Ontology annotation, cellular component: cytoplasm; cytosol. The record is from RefSeq and is a predicted model, not a curated record. Gene Ontology annotation, biological process: isopentenyl diphosphate biosynthetic process, mevalonate pathway; sterol metabolic process; isoprenoid biosynthetic process. Lineage: Eukaryota; Metazoa; Chordata; Mammalia; Primates; Hominidae.